UGGUACCUAUUGUCCCGCCAUAAAAUGUCCCGCCGGAUAAGGCGAUAAGACGAUAAGAUAGACUAGAGGUAGGUACAUAGUAACCAGUCAGCCAGUGCCUGAGCCAAGCUGACCCAGGUACAGCAAGCAGCAAGGUAAAGGUGGGCUGGACCCCACUAAAACUCCUGCACGGUUAGUACCUAAUUCUACUAUGUAUGUAAGCUCCAAUCGAUACAAGGGAGAUAGAACAGAAUGCCCCACUAUCGAAAUCUAAAAAUCGCUUCGGUAUUUUAUUAUAAUUAUCAUGUCAUUCUCUCUUCUCCCGUCGAAAGCGAUACAAGUUGUCGACAUCUAGUAUUUCAGUAUGCCCGGAACCACAGUUGACCCAGUUGAUAUCGAAGUGGCCGAGAGGGCCAGAAACGAAACAAACAACCUUAGACCACGCACUCCCUCGCCUUCAGGCCUGUCUCUUACGGAGUAUAGUGCAAACCCUUCGCCGCCAUCGGAGCGCAGACAGAAGGUCGUCCCCCAGGAAUUUCUCUUGCCCAAUGGGCAUCCUGACUAUCUCCGCUUAAUCCUUACCUCGAGGGUAUACGAAGCAUGUAAAGAGACCUCUCUCACCCAUGCCACAAACCUAUCCAACAGACUCGAAUGCAAUGUCUUACUCAAGAGGGAGGACGAACAGCCUGUCUUCAGCUUCAAGCUGCGGGGCGCUUACAACAAGAUGGCCCAUCUCGAUCGAAGCCAGAGCUGGAAAGGUGUGGUCGCUUGCAGUGCCGGGAACCAUGCCCAGGGAGUAGCCUACUCUGCUAGACUGCUCAAGAUACCAGCAACUAUUGUUAUGCCCUCGGGCACUCCAAGCAUCAAGCACAGAAACGUUUCAAGAUUGGGUGGUGCCGUGGUGCUUCACGGUGCUGACUUCGAUGCCGCUAAAGAAGAAUGCGCAAGGCUAGAAAAGCAGCAUGGUCUGAUUAACAUCCCACCCUUCGACGAUCCUUAUGUUAUCGCCGGGCAGGGAACCAUAGGGAUGGAGCUACUACGCCAGACCAACAUCCAAAAACUCCAAGCAAUAUUCUGUUGCGUAGGUGGAGGCGGCCUUAUUGCGGGCAUUGGCGUCUAUGUUAAGCGUAUUGCACCACACGUCAAGAUAAUUGGAGUUGAGGCCGAGGAUGCGAAUGCCAUGGUCCAAUCCUUGCGGGAAGGCAAGCGAGUGGUCCUGAAGGAAGUAGGCUUGUUUGCCGAUGGUGCGGCGGUUCGGACAGUGGGCGAAGAGACCUUCAGGAUAUGUCAAGAGGUCAUCGAUGAGAUUGUCCAAGUAAAUACUGACGAAACUUGCGCUGCUAUCAAGGACGUGUUCGAAGAAUCCCGGUCUAUUGUCGAGCCGGCAGGUGCGCUAGCUCUCGCUGGACUGAAAAAGUGGGUGUUAGCCAAUCCGUCCAGCAACCCGAACCGAUCCGUCAUAGCCAUCACGAGCGGUGCGAACAUGAACUUUGACAGGUUGCGCUUCGUAGCCGAGCGCGCUACUCUUGGCGAGGGUAAAGAGGCCCUGCUUCAUGUUAGCAUCCCAGAGAGGCCAGGCGCCUUUGCUGAACUGAUCGACCACGUCAUGCCACACGCUGUAACGGAGUUUUCCUACCGCUACGCGACUAACGAGAUAGCCAAUAUUCUCAUUGGUAUAUCAUUGACAGGCGCUGCAGCGGGACGAGAUCAGGAGCUCCAAGACCUCAUUGACCGUAUAAACCGUGCGGGCAUGACAGCCACAGACCUAUCAGGCGACGAGCUUGCUAAAUCUCAUAUCCGUUACCUUGUGGGGGGCAGAUCGGACGUUGCAGAUGAGAGGUUGUACAUGUUUAAUUUCCCCGAGCGCCCCGGCGCUCUCGAGAAGUUCUUGAGAACUUUACAAUUGAGGUACAACAUCAGCCUGUUCCAGUACAGAAAUGGCGGUAGCGAUAUAGGUAAAAUUCUGACGGGGAUCCAAUGCCCCGAAACAGAAGUGGCAGAUUUGGAGAAGUCGUUUAGAAAGAUCGGGUAUCCAUGGGAGGAUUGCACGCAAAGCUCUGUUUUCAAGACGUUCUUGAGAACCGAGCAGUGAUUUAAUUGAGCUCAAGCCACUGGCAAACUGAGAAGAUACGGGAUCGGUAAUAAGAGGGAUAUGAUUACGAUUCGUUUAGAUGAAGGAAGUUAAGAGACCGUUCGCAAGUCGCAAGUCGCAAGUUAUGAUACCUAAAGAAGAAUAGAUUUGAAUUUGCCCACAACAGAAAGGAAGGUGUUUUGAUUUCGAUGCAAUACAGACCGAGGAUUCCAAUAAGUAUACAUAAAUAGGUUUACAUGAAUAGGUUUACAUAUAUUGGUUACGUACAUAAAUGGUAUUCCCUUAAAGCCAGCCAAUAAAAUGCGACAUUGAGAAGUA
Messenger RNA from Daldinia caldariorum, 2389 nucleotides. RefSeq names its product threonine dehydratase I. The coding region runs from base 344 to 2071 and encodes 575 amino acids. Gene Ontology annotation, biological process: L-threonine catabolic process. The record is from RefSeq and is a predicted model, not a curated record. NCBI's taxonomy places the organism in Eukaryota, Fungi, Ascomycota, Sordariomycetes, Xylariales, Hypoxylaceae. Gene Ontology annotation, molecular function: pyridoxal phosphate binding; threonine deaminase activity. The transcript is spliced from 2 exons.